Molecule: messenger RNA, 1839 nt
Organism: Lethenteron reissneri (Far Eastern brook lamprey)
Lineage: Eukaryota; Metazoa; Chordata; Hyperoartia; Petromyzontiformes; Petromyzontidae
Source: RefSeq, a predicted model, not a curated record
ACCCGAAGAGGCCACACGAGUCACGAUGCCGACGUGAGCCGCUCGACUCUUGGAGGCAACUCUCACGGCAGAGAGAGAGACAACCACGCAAACAAUAGAGCAACCAUGAACGCUCCGAACCUCGUGUCGCAACCCAGGAUAUGCGGCCUCCUGCCCUUCCCCCCCGUGCCGUUGGACGACGCUCACUCCAGGAGCUACGGCAUCGGCUCCUCGCCCGCCGAAGCUCCGAGCUCGGCUGGAGUCCAACCUGAACCCUGCGAAACUUUCAGGUGCUGCAGCUGCUACGACAACUGGCCUCCUGAGUCUCCGCAUCAGACGCAGCCACCGGUGUCUCCUCCGCAACCGCCACUGCCGCCGCCGCCGUCGCUGGCGGUGGUCGAUUCUCAAGACCAGCAGAUUAAAUCGAUGUCUGUGAUGGACGCUCACAACGUACAACAGCACCAGCGCCAGCAUCAGCACCAGCAGCUGCUCCAGCAGUGGCAGCACCGGCAGUAUCAGCGGCAGUAUCGGGACCAGCAGAAGCGCCGGCAGGUCAAGCCCGAGCAACUCCUCUCGCUGCUGGAGCGCGUGUGCACCAUCCGCAAACCCCACACGAAGCACCGCAGCCGCCCGCCAGGCCAGACCGGCACGACCAACGCCGCCCACGAGUGGAGCUACCGCGAAACGCCCGAUUGGCGAGCGGCGGUGCCGGUGCCGGCGGCAGCGGCGAGGCGGCUGCCGGAUCUGCUUUCUCAGACGACGACGGCGACGACGGCGACGACGGCGAUGACGCCGGGGUCGCGGCCGCCGCCCGCCGCCACCGAGACGACGACCGCGACGGUCGACCGCAAGCAGACGAGCGUCGGCCGCUACAUGGCGGCCAUGAACCUGGGGGGGGGGCGCCGCUACGACGACGACCACGAUGAAGACGGCGACGAUCGCGACGCCGCGCGGGAAGGCCCGGCCACGGACGCCAACGGCGGGCCCUCGUCAUUCUGGCGGCGCGCCAUCGGGCGCUGCGUUUGCCCGCGGGGGGAGGAGGAGCAGGAGGGGGCCGAUUCGCCCAAGGCGGUGGACAUUCGCUUCACGGAGUGCGGAGAAAUGUUCGUCGAUUUGCGGUGACCGGCCUCCGCGUCUUGGCGUGGCUUCGUCCCCCGGUCACGGGAGAGAGAGGGGGGGGGGUCCGUGACCGGUGACGGCCGAGCCGACGAGGACUCGGAUUCAAGCGACGAGGACUCGCCCGUGGGUCUCCUUUCGAAGGAGGAUUCAACAAUGGCCGCGUCCGCUGAGGGUCCCGGAUCAAACUCUCGCCGGGGCUCUGUCGCGCUCCCCUCCCCUGCGGACGGACUCGCCGGCGGCCGUGCCGGACACCCUGAGCCUGCAUCACUGAGUGCCUCACUUUCCUGCAAGGCAGGUUCACGGUGGACACGGCUGAACUCCUGCGUUAGAAUCCGGGACUCUGCCGCCCCGCCGCCCCCAGUCGAGUGUGAUUUCAACUGCGGGGUUGUGGGGCCUCGCGAGUGUGAUGUCGUUUUGCGGAAAGAGAGAAAAAAAAAACUAAACAUAGCGCCGCGUGGGCGGACGGUAAUAUUUGCACUAAAAUAUAUCAGCCUGGCCCAGCUCUAAGGCCCGAACACUCUGCGAAGGGGGGAGGGGGGGGGAUAUUUAAGCUGCCUCGGCACGCGGCACGAAUGUGAGUCCUGUUGGCAGUGGCCUUGUCGAAGCGGAGACUCGACGGGAAGGGCGAAGAGGAGGCCGCUGGCGGUGUGGUGGUGGUGGUGGUGGCGGUGGUGGUGGUGGUGGUUGUAGUCGUGGUGGUGGUGGUGCUCGCCCUAGGCCCCCCCCCGCCCCCCCCAUCCC